This is a messenger RNA of Tachysurus vachellii, 5656 nucleotides long. RefSeq names its product potassium voltage-gated channel subfamily B member 1-like. Gene Ontology annotation, molecular function: protein binding; delayed rectifier potassium channel activity. The transcript is spliced from 3 exons. Bases 580 to 3036 code for a protein of 818 amino acids. Lineage: Eukaryota; Metazoa; Chordata; Actinopteri; Siluriformes; Bagridae. Gene Ontology annotation, biological process: protein homooligomerization; potassium ion transmembrane transport. Gene Ontology annotation, cellular component: membrane; voltage-gated potassium channel complex. The record is from RefSeq and is a predicted model, not a curated record.
UGAUUAGCAGGUGGGAAAAGAGCUCGCACGUAUGGGUUUCGUAUCCCAAACUACUUGUUGAUGAUCCGCGUUUAUGAGAAUUAAGUGCGAAUGGAGCACCGAGUUUGUGUGCUCGAGCAUGCCGUGAAAGAGGCGAUGCUCCGGAAACCGAGGAAAAACCAAAGGAAAAGCUGAGAGACAGAGAGAGAGAGAGAGAGAGAGAGAGAGAGAGAGAGAGAGAGAGAGAGAGAGAGAGAGAGCACAGCCUCCUUCUCCUGCCUGACGACGGACUGAAGCUUUUCCGCUGCCGCCUUCAAUCUGUCCGACACUGGACAGCGAUCGUUUCCAAGGCAAGUUCGCUGCAGUCCACACAGAGGCGGAUUAUCAUCGAGGCAGACGUUCUCAUUAGCGGAUAACGAACAUGGGCUGCGAGCUGUUUCCUUGUUCUUCACGUUCAGUUAUGGGUUUAAGUCAGUUUUAUUUUCCUCCUUUUUUGCAGCUGGAAGAAUGAAGGAGAAGAGAAGCAAAUUAAGGCGGUAGUUCUCUCAGACACUUCAGACACUGUUACUCUGUAAGAAGGGAUCACUAAGGAGAUAGGAAAUGAUUAAGACCGGGUCACGCUCUACCUCCACUGUGCCGCCUGAGCCAGUGGAGAUCAUUCGGAGCAAAGCCAGUUCACGCCGUGUGCGCCUGAAUGUUGGUGGUCUCCUGCAUGAAGUGCUGUGGAGGACACUAGAUCGGCUGCCACGCACACGCCUUGGAAAGCUGCGGGACUGCAACACACAUGAGUCCAUCAUGGAGGUGUGUGAUGACUACAGCCUGGAGGAGAACGAAUACUUCUUUGACAGGCACCCAGGUGCAUUUACAUCAAUUCUGAACUUCUAUCGCACGGGUAAGCUUCACAUGAUGGAGGAGAUGUGUGCACUCUCAUUCAGCCAGGAGCUUGACUUCUGGGGUAUUGAUGAGAUUUACUUGGAGUCAUGCUGCCAAGCACGCUAUCACCAGAAGAAGGAGCAGAUGAAUGAGGAGCUGAAACGUGAAGCAGAGACCAUGCGUGAACGUGAGGGCGAGGAGUUUGACAACACAUGCUGCACAGAGAAGCGCAAGAAACUUUGGGAUCUCUUGGAGAAACCCAGCUCUUCUCUAGCAGCAAAGGUUCUGGCCAUCAUCUCAAUCCUGUUUAUUGUUCUCUCAACCAUUGCUUUGUCUCUCAACACCCUCCCAGAGCUUCAGGACAUAGACGAGUUUGGGCAAGCAACUGACAACCCUCAGUUAGCCCAUGUAGAAGCAGUCUGUAUCGCUUGGUUUACCAUGGAGUAUCUUCUUCGCUUCCUCUCCUCACCAAACAAAUGGAAAUUUUUCAAAGGCCCAUUGAAUAUAAUUGACCUACUAGCCAUUCUUCCAUACUAUGUUACCAUCUUCUUGACAGAGUCCAACAAGAGUGUGCUGCAGUUCCAGAAUGUACGUCGAGUGGUGCAGAUCUUUCGGAUUAUGCGCAUUUUGCGAAUCCUCAAACUGGCACGCCACUCGACUGGGCUACAGUCACUAGGCUUCACAUUACGUCGCAGUUACAAUGAACUGGGUCUGCUAAUCCUCUUCUUAGCAAUGGGCAUCAUGAUAUUCUCUAGCUUGGUAUUCUUUGCAGAAAAAGAUGAAGAAGACACAAAAUUCAAAAGCAUCCCAGCUUCCUUCUGGUGGGCAACCAUUACCAUGACAACUGUGGGCUAUGGAGAUAUUUACCCCAAGACAUUAUUAGGAAAGAUUGUUGGGGGACUUUGUUGCAUUGCAGGAGUAUUAGUCAUUGCCCUACCCAUUCCUAUAAUUGUAAACAACUUUUCUGAGUUCUAUAAGGAACAGAAAAGACAAGAGAAAGCCAUCAAAAGGCGUGAGGCUCUGGAAAGAGCCAAGAGAAAUGGCAGUAUAGUAUCUAUGAAUAUAAAAGAUGCUUUUGUUCGAAAUGCAGAGCUAAUGGAUGUAGUAGUGAUGGAGAAGACAGAUGAAAACAUGGCAAAAGCAGAUAAAGUGCAGGACAACUGUCACAUGUCACCCACCCGCUGGAAAUGGACACCUAAGCGCACUAUCUCAGAAACCAGUUCCAAUAAGUCAUUCACUGUAAAGGAACAAGAAUCUCCAGUUAGAGCCACCAGCCCAAUCAGUCCCCAACACCUUAAUGUCCAGAAGCUGGAGGAGAUGUACAGCAAAAUGGCCAAAACUCAGUCCCAGCCCAACCUGAACAGUAAGGAACAAGGCAAUUUGUCAAAGUUAGCAAAGAGAAGAGAUGAAAUGGAAAUGAGAAGCAUUCCUGUAAAUCAGACACCCACCACAAUAGAAGGAGUGAUGGAUAUGAGAAGCAUGUCAAGUAUUGACAGCUUUAUCAGUUGUGCUACAGACUUUCUGGAAAGCUCCAGGUUUUCACACAGUCCCAUCUCAAACCAACCUAGCCGAGUCAGUGUCAAUCCGGGACUUGAGACAACCCUCGAGCAUGAGACCAUGCAUAAGCCUGUUGGUCCACCCAAGCCUGGACGAACAUUAUUCUCUGACAGUCCACGUGGGCUCCGCAUCAACAACCCUCUGAAAACAAGGUCUCUCAAGGUCAACUUCUUCUCAGGAGAAACAACAGGUUCUACUACAGGUUCUGAUCAGGUGGGAGGCACUGCUGCUCUUUCUGGAAGCUCUGAUCGGUCCAUUAUGAGUCCAGAAGUGUCUGUCUAUACCACUGCCAGCACCAAGACUCCACCCAAGUCUCCUGACACACUUGUACCAACUGUUUUCACAUUUCAUGAUGCAUCAAUCAGCCAGUACAUUGAUGCGGAUACAGAUGAUGAUGACCACGUUCAUGAUGGACCAGACUCUAGUCCUUCUGAACGUCUGUUAGGUAAUACAAGCCCCAAGCUCACCAACAGUUCUUACCAAAGAGGAGCAAACCACCUCGAUUUGUCUCAGAGAAUGCUGGGCCAAAACAGUCUAUUCUCCCUGGAGGGACGUUCAAAGGGACAAGAAAAUCAUAUGAUUUCAGGAGACAGAGGACACUCUAAAACAUUAACUGAAAAUAAAUAAAACAGGGAAUGUAGCCUAUAACAACUGGAAUUAUAGAAAGCUGAUGACUAUAAUUUAACAUUAUUCUAAAUCUUCACAAAUCAUAAGAGUUUCCAUGCUAAACAUGGACAGAAUAUUGAGUAGAUUCAGUAGAAAAAUUUUUUUAGAUCAUUUGCUGCUCAAGACAGCAAGCUGUUGGAAUUACAGAAACAUCCAGCCAAAAUGCAGUUCAAGGAUUGCUAAUUAAAAUGGCUAAAGCUUGAAAUGUAUAACCCCAAUAGAUUCCAAACACAAAUUGUUGAAUUAGGUAUUUCCUAAAGCCAUUUAGUGCAAAGAGCCAUUUUUGAACUAUGAUUCUUCCUCAAAACUGGCCUUAGUUUUAUGUAUGAGCAGUAAGAGUAGUAUGUGUUGUACUACCAGUACAUGUUGCAGGUCUGUGUAUUUAAUCACAAAGGGAUUGCAUGUAUGACAAUGAGAAGAGAAACCAAAAUGAUAAAGGAACAUGUAAACAGCUGACAACAUGUAAAAGACACUGUUUUGUGUAAACAGAUCCUACAUUUUCCCAUCUCUUUAAUCCAACCAUUUAUAAAUAUUCCUCUGAGGAGAUAUGCAAGCAGAGUGAUUUCAGAGGAUAUAGGCACUGUGAUUUGCUGUCUUUGGUCAAAUCAUGUUACAACCCACUCUUGAGAGGAACUAAUGUGUCUGUUUUUCUUAUUUGAUUAUGCAUACAGUUCUUUUUUUUUUUUUUUUUGUUAUGGAUGUAUGAAUAUUAAUUGUGGAAUUACUCUUCAAAUGCUUAUAAAACACAAAGACAUUGUCUAAAGCAUUUGUUGAAGCCAUGCUCUUCAGUUGAUUGACUAAUAUUUAUCAACACGGAGCACAAACCAUUCUUUCCAGAACUGAUGGGACAGCACUGAAAACACUUUUUACAGCAUUUGGGAAUGACAACGGAAAGUUUGAUGUUGCUGAUUGUAUAAAGAACAAUGAUGGGAGUCACAUACUCUUCUAAAUGAUAGUUAGAUACUUCAGCAGUUGUGAAUUACAAUAGACUUCGGUGUGGGUGGGGUGAAGAAUUGUAAAUGUAUAUUUUUAAAAUACUUUCUAGAGAAUGGAAGUAGAGAAUGGAAUAAAUUAUGCGAAUCUCUUAGUUUUGCAUAGUAUAAAAUAUUUAUUUUAAAGGGAUUGUAUUUACUAAAUAAUUUAGACGGAAAACCUCUUUGUAUUGUUUGCUACUGUCUCCUAUAUGUCUAUGUAUAUGUUGUGAAAUACUUCUGUCCUUUUGUUCACUUAUCCUUUGUAUGAUAAAUUAAGCCAAAGACAUGAACACUAAUGAGGCUGACACACACACGCGCUCGCACGCACAUACGCACACACGCACACAUGCACACACGCGCACACACACACACACACACACACACACACACACACACACACACACACACACUUGUAAUGUCUCUCUAAACAGGUCUAAAAUUCUAGAGCACCCUAAAGCAAUGGAACCUGUUUGUUUCAUAAACUAUAUUUUAGGGAGAUUUUUGAUACAGUUUACCUUACAUAUGGAACAAUUAACUGCCACAAAUGAGGAACAAUUUAGUUGAGCCUAUUUGUCAUACAUAAUUCAUGAAAUAUUCAAUAAACAGGACUAUAGAGCUUUAAAAGCUUAGAAUUACAGCACAUUAACACUUCUGUCAUGUCACAUCUGCAGAAAAUACUGCCUUGCCUUAAAUCAUCAAAGAAUUCUCAAAAAUAUAAAAAACAGAAAUAAAAAUAUUAAGAUAGACAGACUGUAUGUUCCAAUAACAAAAGGGUGUUUGCUGCCUUAGAAGCCAUAAUACACCAAUACACAUAAUGCACCAACCUGUAAAUCAACACUGCAAUGAGACGCAUUGUAUAAACUUAUAAGCACACAAGUACUCACAAAACCAUUGCACACAGAAACUACUACGGCUUAAUCAACUUAAACACUCACUAGGGAAAGACUCUUUUUGAGACUGUCUUAGUGUCCCUCCUGCCCCUGUGUCUGACAGAUUUAGGUCACAUCCAUUUCAUCUAAUUGAUCCAACUCUUUUCUGCUCCCCAUCAAAUGAAAGAUUUACUGCCAGUCAUACUAAAGCCAUUAGCACAGGUGCUAAUUGCAAAUGGUGUUAAUUUGUAGCCUGACCUCAGAGUGGUGCAUGACUAAUGGUGAGGAUGAUUACUUGCAUUUUUAUGGAUUUGCCCAAGUAAUAUCUAUGUCAAGAAGUGGAAGGCAUUUAAUUGAGAAGUCAUUAUAUAAAGUUAAAACUCUAUGUCUAAAAUUCUGUGCAUGAGGUGGACUAAAAGUCAGAUUUUGUCAGUUUAAUUCAGGUUUUAAAAAGAAUUUUACAUGAUACUUCCUUCUUUUCUUUUCUGGCUGUUUUUACAUUAAAUGAAGUGGAUGCGUUCUCACCUUGUCUAUGUUUACCUAAAGACAGAGCAUCUAAAUGAACAAGUACAGCAAGCAAUUAAAGCAUUAAAAAAGUCACGCUAGAGGUAUUUCAAUAAACCACAAAACUCUGACAACAUUAACAUCAAUUAACAUCUGCACCAAAAUGAUGACCACUUUUGAUGAAGGAAUGUUAGUAAGAGUCAUUUUAAAUUUCACAUUUGUAUCCCUCAUGAA